GAAGCCGGUGGGGCCUCCUCGCGCCGACAAGUGAUGGUUUACAGUUAUAGUCAGUCCGCAUCGGGCGCUCGGCCGGCCCUGACCGUAUCGGUACACGUAUACAAGCUGAUAAGGUUCCUCGUUUUCUCUGGCUUUUUGGAUACGCGUGCGCACCAACUGAAGAAUUUCUCGCUCUCGCUCUCCCCCCCUUUUUCUUUUCUUUUUUUCGACUACGAACGAGUCUCUCUUUUCCUCAAAGUCGAGUGCCAAAUAAUAGUGUGAUUCGGGCCUUUAAAUCCGAUUCCUCUUUCUCAGGCAUUCUCUUCUUAAAUUUCCUUAUCGCGUCGUCGAGAGCGUCAUCGUCGAUCUAACGAGCACGACGAAAUCGCUUUCGAGUUUGAACUCGACAGCAGCGACGUGGGUGAUUGACAGGACGUUAUUAGACAUCCGUCGAAAGUAUCGUAAGGCUUCGAGCAGUGAUUUAGUGGCCAAGAUCAAUGAGUGUCGUGUGAAAGGAAAAGUGCGAGACGCGACUUUGCGUUCGGCGGCUGCGAAAAGCUGCGCUGACGCUGUUGCGUGCACUCGUCCCGCUUUACGCACGAAGCACACUGAUGGAGAAUAAUCGGCCGACGAGAGGGACCGAGCUGUGAUUUUCAUCAGAAUAAUGCGAAGCCUGGAUAGGCUGUCGGGUAGCGACCAAGACUGCGGUGAUCGGGAAAUGUACAUCGACCUGGACGACGCCUCCGUCGAUUCGCUUACCGGGAAACGCAGUCGCCACCAUGUCGUUGGCGCGGAGGUGGGCGAGGAGAGCGACAGCAGCGGAAGCGAGAGGAGUCCGAAGCAAGCGAAGAGGAGAAAUCGCGGCGGUGCACCACCGACCACGAGGAGACGGAAAAGCGGAAUUUCCGCGCGUGAGAGGAACCUGAGGAGGCUCGAAAGUAACGAGAGAGAGAGGAUGAGAAUGCAUUCGCUCAAUGAUGCUUUUGAGCAAUUACGCGAGGUAAUACCACACGUAAAAAUGGAGAGGAAGCUCAGCAAAAUCGAAACGCUCACGCUGGCUAAAAAUUAUAUAAUGGCACUGACGAAUGUCAUAUGCGAGAUGCGCGGCGAGGAGCAACCGUAUACGUUUGUCGAUGGUGAAUGCGGUUCUAGCAGCGGUGAUAGUACCGGUCAAUUAGAAUUAAGCGGGGGCGAACAACCUGACGAAUCAUCGCCCGCAUCAAUCCACGAGACCAACAACAACAGUCUUCUUCACGAGGAUCUAGAACGCAGGAUCUAAGGAAAUUGAAUUUAAUCGAUACUUAUAUCGAGACAUGUGUUAGAGAUGCACAUAUACACACAGACUCUGUGAUAAAAUAUCAUAUUAGUGCCUUCCGUGAGGACAGCAAUCCGCGACGAUUCACUCAUUAUCGCCAUGGAUCUUCGUAGAUCGUUGUACGUUCUUGAAAAAUCCCGUGCAUAAAGAUGGUCAAAAAUGAUUCCACAAAUACACACGAUGAAAAGAAACGCAAGAUCAGAUAGAGAAGAAAAAAGAAAAAAAUAAGAGGCAAAUAUAAUAGAAUAUGUAUAUAGAGAAGAAAGAGAAAAAGAAUUUUAGAUUGUACAUAUUUCAGAAUUAGCGCGUAAUAUAAUAUUAAUAUAUAGGAAUAUAUUAAUAGUGAAUCACUAAAGAUGUCACAGACUAAUAUUUCUGAACGAGAUAUAGAAUUCAAAAAUAGACUUCACUGCAAUUAACAUGCGACAUUAAUAAGAAUUUCAUAUUUCGUUCAAUUUCAGAAAUUUUAACCUUUGAUGAUUCAUUCCAUAUAUAUAUAUAUAUAUAUAUAUAUAUAUAUAUAUAUUUACUUAUUUAUUUAUUUAUUUGAUAAAAUUAACGAAAUUUAUAAAACUGCUGCAAAAGCAGAUCCAAAUAACGAAGAGCUUUCAACGCAUUUUUUCGUCUUGGCGAUUAUAAAAAGAAAAUCUUAUCUUAUUUAAAAUGAAACCUAAAAAUCCAUAUUAUUUCUAGGCUAUUAUAUAUAAUAAUGCAUGCCAUUUAAGUGGAAGCUAGCAAAGAGAGUUAUUUUUAUCUUUAACAGAAAGAAUGAUCCUAAAAUUAAUGAAGGAAAAGAAAGUGACAACAAAACAAAAAUUAUAUUUUAAUUUGGCUUUCAAGUUUAGCUUUUAAAUGACUUCCACCCACAAACAAUCUCUAAGUCAAGAUUAUCUCAUAGGGAUGUUCAUAUAAUUGUAUCGAGAUAAGAUAAAAAAUAAAUUGUAUAAGCAUCCAAAAUAGAAAAGAGGCAAUGCUGUCACAUCAACAUAAAUCCAUCUUAUCUACAUUUGUCAUAACAAAGUGAAACCAAAUAUACUUAAUCAUUCUCUGAAUUCUACAAAAAGCCCUGAAUUUUUAAAAAACUUCCGCAUUUGUAUACAAAUAUUAAUGAUCUGCACUAUCCUUAUAAUUGGCUAUGACAAAUUUCGCUAUGACAAAUUUCGUUAUCAUCAAGAAUUGUUGAAGUCGGAGGCAAUUUGUUCUAAUAUAAGAGUAGCAAAAAUAAUAUUACAUAAUAAUCAUAAAUAAAUUAAACAAUAAACAAAGAGAAGAGUCGCGUAGAGAUGACCCAGUGAUCCUAGUUAAUCGUGGUUUACAUCAAAUAAUGUGAUUGUAUGAUUAACCACGUCCAUUAGGCCAGCCUCCAAGAAAAUACACAUUGUCUUGCAAUUCCAAAAUCAUUAAAUAAAAGUUAUCAAGAUAAGAUUUCUUAUUUUAAAAAACUUUAUCUAAGAAUGACGCAUCUCGACUUCCGAUUUAUUGAGGAAGAUCUUUGUUUGAAAGAUUACGCGCUAAAAUCUGAAAAAAAAAAAUAUAUAUAUAUAACGUACACUUUAUCAUCUCUUUUUCUCUGUGUGCAUUCUAUUAUAUUUUAUUAUAUUUCCUCGCUUUUUUUCUUCUUUUUUUGAUUCCACUUUUUCUUCUAUUUUCUUUCUUUUCUUUCUGUGUAGUAGUCUCGCUUUUCUUUUACUGCAAUGACGUGUUCAGAUAAAUAUACGCUUCGCCGUACAUAUGCAAUAUAUCGCAAACACAUUCAGAAAAUAUUUAUAUUGUACGGCGAAAAUAAAACAUGUAUGGUUGUGUAAAUUCAUAUUGCGAUUUUCUUCUGAUUAAUCGUUAAAUUGUCAUUAAUUUAUUCUUUUAUCAACUUUUAUUGUCUCAAUCUAGCACACGAUAUAUCGGCUAUCAUUAUCACAAUUAUUAUUAUUAUUUUUUCCACUACACUAUUUUUGCUAAUACUAUCUUGUUACUAUUAUAAUUAUUAUAAUUAUUAUCUAUUAUGCUAUUGCUACUAAAACUAUCACUCCUACUAUUAAUUCCUACUACUAUUACUGCUAUACCAUUAUCAUUCCUACAUAGCACACCAUUGUUAUAUGGUUGUUAGAUAUUACUGUAUCUUAAUAUUUCGUAAUUCCCAUAAAUCUAUUAUUUUUUUAUAGAAUAUCUUUCGGAAGAUUAUUAUUAUUAUUAUUAUUUCUGUUAUUUUAUUAUUACAUUAUUAUUGUUACUUUAUUAAAUUAAUAAUACACGUUAGUUUUAUUUUAUAGCAGUUUUAUGCCAUCUUUUGCAACCUGCAUUUUGCUCAUAUUGUUCCGUCCGCAAAAAUUAUGUAAAAGAUAAACCCUAUUAUAUAUUUUAAUACGUAAAUACCCAGAUAGCAAAUGCACGUCAUUUGACAAAAUGACAUGCGCUUGAGUGAUCGAUAUUAAUCGACCAAUAAUUAUACAUUUAUUUUUAGCACACAUCGACCAUGAAUAUCUCACCAAUUAUAUUUUUAAUUAUAAUUAGGAAUUAUUCAUCUCUGGCCAAUUAUUAAUUACGAACGUAAUUAACAAAUGUAAAAUUAGCUAAAUUUUACAUUCCGACGAUUCCAUAUCGAGUUAAUUACAAUUUCACUCACAUGUUUGCUUAUAAAAUACGCGUCAUGUAUAUAUAUAAGUACUUUCCACUAAGAUACGGAUCUUAUCUACGAAGCAUAAUGUUAAUGUGAUAGGGCUAAGUAGAUCAGCCAAACUAACAGAUAGCGGCUAUGUUAAAACGUUAGUCGUGCAUUUUCAGCAAAUCGAAUGCGACUACAUAGUAUAAUAGUUAACAAUGUCAUAAUAAUUUCACGCGAAUACGCAGUAAUUGCGUGAUUUAUUAUCAUAUAAGUAGUGUCUUAUUAUCAUUAAAUUACGAUUAAUCUUGCAGUCACAAUCUUACGCGCGUCUCAAAGCCGUAAGUUAAAAAUCUAUAGUCUAUUUUCAUUAUUAGCGAUAGCACUAUCGGCAACUAAUUAUCAUAGCGUUAUUAUUAUCAUUGUCAUUGUGAUGGUCAUUGCCAUGGUCAUUGUCACGUAGUCAUUAUCAUUAAUAUAUUUUAUUAUUAUUGAUAUUAUUUCGAGUAAAAAUUAUUAUGACCUAUAUAGACAUAUUUAAAUAACUUAUACGAAUAGAAAUUACUUCCGUAAGCAUUAGGUAAAAGCGACUAAGGUUUAACUGUGUCUUCCCACUCUUUCUACAUAUAAUUAAACCUAAGUCGGUUUUGAUGUUUACGAAAAACAAUCCUAUUCUAAAAGAUUGCGCAACUUUAGCAUAUGUAAUAUUUUUUAUGUAAAUAUAUUGUACGUUGUGUUUUAAGAGUUUUACACAAGAAUAUAUACAGGGUGAUUCACCCAAAAGUU
Molecule: messenger RNA, 4676 nt
Organism: Cataglyphis hispanica
Lineage: Eukaryota; Metazoa; Arthropoda; Insecta; Hymenoptera; Formicidae
Product: protein dimmed-like
Exons: 5
Coding region: 644-1258 (204 amino acids)
Molecular function (GO): protein dimerization activity
Source: RefSeq, a predicted model, not a curated record